Molecule: messenger RNA, 459 nt
Organism: Arabidopsis thaliana (thale cress)
Lineage: Eukaryota; Viridiplantae; Streptophyta; Magnoliopsida; Brassicales; Brassicaceae
Gene: SK8
Product: SKP1-like 8
Exons: 1
Coding region: 1-459 (152 amino acids)
Biological process (GO): jasmonic acid mediated signaling pathway; ubiquitin-dependent protein catabolic process; protein ubiquitination
Cellular component (GO): nucleus
Source: RefSeq, marked reviewed
AUGUCGACGAAAAAGAUCAUGUUGAAGAGCUCCGAGGGUAAAACGUUUGAGAUUGAAGAAGAGACCGCACGCCAAUGCCAGACCAUAGCUCAUAUGAUUGAAGCCGAAUGUACAGAUAACGUAAUCCUGGUUUUAAAGAUGACAAGCGAGAUUCUUGAGAUGGUGAUCGAGUACUGCAACAAGCACCACGUCGAUGCCGCUAAUCCUUGCUCCGACGAUGAUCUCGAGAAGUGGGACAAGGAGUUCAUGGAAAAAGAUAAAUCCACGAUCUUUGCUCUCACCAAUGCUGCGAAUUUCCUAAACAACAAAAGCCUUCUUCAUCUAGCAGGCCAAACCGUCGCGGAUAUGAUCAAAGGCAACACUCCGAAGCAGAUGCGCGAAUUCUUCAACAUUGAGAAUGAUUUAACACCUGAGGAAGAAGCAGCGAUUCGUAGGGAGAAUAAAUGGGCUUUUGAAUGA